Molecule: messenger RNA, 963 nt
Organism: Penicillium chermesinum
Lineage: Eukaryota; Fungi; Ascomycota; Eurotiomycetes; Eurotiales; Aspergillaceae
Product: glycoside hydrolase family 43 protein
Exons: 2
Coding region: 1-963 (320 amino acids)
Biological process (GO): carbohydrate metabolic process
Molecular function (GO): hydrolase activity, hydrolyzing O-glycosyl compounds
Source: RefSeq, a predicted model, not a curated record
AUGCUAUCGUAUAUUCCACUCGCCUUAGCUCCUCUACUAUUCCUGGGCCGGCUUGCUGCUGCAGAAGCCGUGCUUGCUCUCAACGUGGACUUCCCAGACCCUUGUGUGAUCCAGACCGACAAUGGAUACUAUGCUUUUUCUACAGCUAGUGGAGAUGUAAAUGCCCAGGUAGCUAGCUCGCCGGACUUCUCUUCUUGGACUCUUCUGGAGGGAACUGACGCCCUGCCUGGGCCGUUUCCAUCGUGGGUUGGGUCGCAAGGUGGCCGACCCCAAAUAUGGGCUCCUGAUGUGAUCCAAAGGGCUGACGGAACAUACGUCAUGUAUUUCGCUGCGGUCUCCAGCAGCGAUACUGGGAAACACUGCGUUGGUGCCGCCACUUCGACGACAAUCACCGGCCCCUAUACCCCGGAAGAGAACGUCCUCGCCUGCCCACUCUCCCAAGGAGGAGCAAUUGAUGCAGCUGGCUUCAUCGAUGGUGACCAGUACUAUGUCGUCUACAAGGUCGACGGCAGCAAUCUUGGAAACAACAGUCCCACUCCAAUCAUGCUGCAAGCCAUGGAGUCCGAUGCCGUGACUCCCAGCGGUGACCCUGUACAGAUCCUCGACCAUGACGACGGCGAUGGUGGCAAUAUCGAAGCUCCCAGCCUUGUUAAUGUCGACGGGAUUUACUACCUAUCGUUUUCCUCCAGCAUCUUUGACCAGACCACAUACGACUCCAGCUAUGCAACUGCAACUUCUAUCACGGGCCCAUAUGCCAAGGCCCAUACCCCCAAUGCGCCGUUGCUCGUUACUGGGGACCCGAGCAAUGUGGGAACCCUGACUGCUCCUGGGGGACUUGACUUUAGCGCCGACGGCACAAAGAUCGUGUUUGCUGCUUGGAUUAGCAGUGAUGGUGUUGGUUCUGGACGAGCGAUGUAUACUGCCUCGGUUCAGAUUUCUGAUGACGUGGUCAAGAUCCUCUGA